AUGCAUUUUUUGGGAAUCGCCACCGUUGCCCUGGCCGCUGGUGCCGCCGCCUAUGACCUGCCAGACAACCUAAAGCAGAUCUACGAGAAGCACAAGAGCGGAAAGUGUUCCAAGGAACUGAAAGGGGGCUAUGACAAUGGCCAUUCCAAGGAUGGAAAGUCCUUCUCGUACUGCGGCGACAUCCCCAACGCGAUUUAUCUGCACUCGUCGAAACAUGGAGGCCAGUACGCCGACAUGGAUAUUGACUGUGAUGGAGCGAAUAGACACGAAGGCAGGUGUUCUGAUGACCACUCUGGUCAGGGCGAAACACGCUGGAAGGAUGACGUUCAGAAAUUCGGCAUUGAUGACCUGGACGCUAACAUCCAUCCUUACGUGGUCUUCGGAAAUGAGAAUGACGAUGGUGAUGAUCCCAAGUUCGAUCCUCGGGAAUUUGGAAUGGAACCAUUGAGUGUGAUGGCCGUUGUAUGCAAUGGAAAACUGUUCUAUGGUAUCUGGGGCGAUACCAAUGGCCAUACUGCAACUGGAGAAGCCUCGCUUUCAAUGGCGGAGCUUUGCUUCCCUGAAGAGGAACCCUCUGGGGAUAGUGGUCAUGAGGAGAAUGACGUUCUCUACAUUGGCUUCACUGGUAAAGAGGCGGUAGCUGGGAAGAGCGCCAACUGGAAGGCAAGCAAGACAGAGGACUUCGAGGAGAGUAUCAAGGAGCUGGGAGAUAAACUGGUUGCUGGCCUCAAGGCUUAGAGCACUGGUGACGGCUUCUUUGGACCAAC
This is a messenger RNA of Aspergillus alliaceus, 767 nucleotides long. RefSeq names its product glycoside hydrolase family 75 protein. Gene Ontology annotation, molecular function: chitosanase activity. Lineage: Eukaryota; Fungi; Ascomycota; Eurotiomycetes; Eurotiales; Aspergillaceae. The record is from RefSeq and is a predicted model, not a curated record. The transcript is spliced from 3 exons. Bases 1 to 738 code for a protein of 245 amino acids.